Molecule: messenger RNA, 3358 nt
Organism: Paramuricea clavata
Lineage: Eukaryota; Metazoa; Cnidaria; Anthozoa; Malacalcyonacea; Plexauridae
Source: the annotation of a GenBank genome assembly
CAGCGAACCUGAAGAAACAUCACCAGGAGAAAGAAGAGGAGAAAUUGAAAGAAAGUUUGUACAGAAAGAGAUCUCUGAUCAGACGACAUACUAGAAAGAACUGGGCGUGUUAUACGAUGUUACUUUGUGAUCUGUAUGGCAUACUGAGACGCCGCGAUACGAUUUGCGGUGAGUGACUCUGGAGUAUUAAAGUUCUAGAGCGUUUCUGAGUAGUGUGGUGAACUAUUUAUUCGCGACUAGUUAUUCUAUUUAUUCGCCACCAAAUACAAGACUACCGCGUAAAAACGCACAAGUUGUAACAAACCUGCAGCGGACUUGUAGCAAUGCUGUUCCAACAACUUGUCAACAGGAUGUAUUCGCACUGCUUGUUCCAAGCUUGUUGACAAGUUAGUUGCCAACGGCUUGUCGACAACUUGCUACAAGGAUGCUGAUCUCAACAGACUUGUUACAAGUUGUUCCAUCAACUUGUUAUCGUCCUGCCAUUCAACAAUUUGUCAACAAGUUGUGAGUGACAACCUUGUAGCAACUUGAUAAAAUAACAACAUUGUUACAACUUGUUGACGAGCUUGCUACAAGCCUGUUGCGAACACAUCUUGUUGACAAGUUGUGAGACUUUUUCAUGUGUACCCCAUACAAUGAAGAGAAGUGAUAUUAUUUUCUCACUCUGUGAAACGACUGAAGGUGAAACGCAGCUAUGUGCUUGAAAGAUUCUAGACCUUACUCUAGUUUGUAUAUCUUUUUCAGAUGAUGACGAGGAGGACAUCGAACAAGAAGUUCUGACCCAAUCCAUUUGCAGGAUCAGUUCACAAAUGGCGAAACUGAGUAAUAUUAUAGUCGACACUGUCGAUGAUGACGAUGUCUCCGGGAAGUUUAGUUCAUUCCCUAUUGAUAUGGCCGAACGUGCCCGACAUAGCGACGACAGUGUAGCGGACGAUAGCGAAGGUGUGGCGAACGUUCACGAGCACACGGCAAAUACUACUGAGGAUGUGGCGAGUAUUCCGACAGAUCCCGAAGUUUCUCCGACAGAUCCCGAAGUUACUCCGACAGAUCCCAAAGUUACUCCGACAGUUCCCGAGAAUUCGGCGACAGAUCUCGAAGUUGAACCGUCAUGUUCCAAAGUUAACCCGACCGAUCCCGAAAUGGGAACAACAAGUGCCGCUUGCGAAAACGUUCCGCCCAGUCCCGACGGCAGCACGACGUUUAUCGAAGAUGCACCGGCUGAAUGCGAGUUAGGCACGAGCACCCGACGAAUGAAAAGCAAAACUAGCAAAAUCAGAAGCUUUUUUAAACGAAAAACGAAAAAAGAUGAGCGAAAAAAUCGUUAUAAGGAAAGCUCUGUUUGAUAUUUUUAUUUAUUGUUCAUAUUUUUUGUAUUAAAACUUUGUAGUCGAGAAUUUGGCGUUAUAUAUUAUAACAUUCCUACUUUAUGAAGUUUUAUUUUCCAAUGCGAGAAUGGUAUUUCAUCACAGGUAAUUAUUAAAUUUAAUAUAUUUCAUUUCUAUUUACAUGAUUAGAUAAUAAAUUGUCCACUAACAGAUUGUACAAUUGCAGGACUGACAGAAAACAACAGCACAGUCUUAAAACACCGAACACGUUUUAUAGUAGAGUAAGUAGAAAUUUCUAUAUGUGUUUUUUGCGGUAGAUUCGAUGUGUCAUCUCGCUUGAGAAAGCUUCUACCACAAAAGGUCUGUAAUAGACAAUUCCCAGUAUAGACAAUUCCCAGUAUAGACUAAUUUUAAAACUAGGCAAGGAGAUGCAAGUAAAUCACCACAGCUAGAAAGAGCAUACUAAAAUGAGUAAAAUUGCCAAGUUUGGUUGCGAAAUGUUGUAAAAUACGGAAAAUUUAGCCUUGCAAAGUUUGCAAAUUUUGUAUACUUGUGUAUUGCGUGCGGAAAUUGCUACGAUUUUCGGCCCAAAUGUGGUAGCAAUUUCCGCACGCAAUACAAAAGUAUACAAAAUUUGCGAACUUUGCAAGGCUAUAUUUUCCGCAUUUUACAACAUUUCGCAACCAAACUUUGCAAUUUUACUCAUUUUAACAUGCUCUUUCUAGCUGUGGUGAUGGAUUUUGUUCUUCUUGCCUAGAUCAAAAUUUAGUCAAAAGCUGGAAUUGCCCAUUCUAUUUGUUCGCCUCUAAAACAAGACUAUCACAUAUAAUGAAAAGAAUGAACAUUAUUUUCUAACUGCAGGUUGAUCACCAUCUGCCGCACGAUAGUGCUUUGCGAAACUCGACUAUUUUAAAUCAGUUCAUAUGUUAUAUUUAUAUAUCUCCAUCAUUUACAGAGAAAAGUUGCCCCGUGACGGGACAAAGAGUUUUGUGUCUUGCACAAUGGACGUGAGUGAUAAUGUUAUUUGGAUAUCUUGCUAUGUUGCUGUCGUUGAACGGUCUCCGACAAACUCGACAAUAACUGAAACACAAAACAGUAAGUUGAAAUGAUUGGUAUGGAUAGAUUAUUGUGCCAUCUUUGACCUCUGUGAGCGAGGUUUGAUUCCUGCAAUACGCAGUUGUCUCAUUAUAAAUCUCAGUUGCAUAUGACUCUACCAAACACCGCAGGAUUUUUUCUAGGCACUACAGUUUCCUCCUGUGUGUGAAGGCUGGCUGAAUAAUGAGCGUUCCAGGAGAACUGAUCUAGGAAGUUUAAUACUCACGUUUCUUCAGUUAUUGUGACUGGUUUAGUUGUGUAGGAUAUGUAGCCUUUCUUCAUCUAUAUAGUGGGAAAUAUGUGAUAUUAAAUUUAUAUAAAGUAAAUCAUGACCACCAUCAUCAUCAUCAUCACCAUCAUCACCAUCAUCAUCAUCAUCAUCUCCAUCAUCACCAUCAUCAUCAUCAUCACCAUCUCCAUCAUCACCAUCAUCAUCACCAUCAUCAUCACCAUCUCCAUCAUCAUCAUCAUCAUCAUCAUCACCAUCACCAUCACCAUCAUCACCAUCUCCAUCAUUAUCAUCAUCAUCAUCAUCAUCAUCAUCGCCAUCAUCAUCAUCAUCACCAUCAUCGUCAUCAUCACCAUCAUCAUGAUCAUCAUCAUCAUCACCACCAUCACCGUCAUCAUCGUCAUCACCAUCACCAUCACCAUCAUCAUCGUCAUCAUCAUCAUCACCAUCACCAUCAUCGUCAUCGUCACCAUCAUCAUGAUCAUCAUCACCACCACCAUCACCGUCAUCAUCAUCAUCAUCACCAUCAUCAUCAUCAUCAUCAUCACUACCAGCACAAACAUAACCACGUACCUUUAUAUUUUCAGAUCUCAUCAAAUUCUUCCUGAGUUUGGUAUUACGACUGGUGUGCAAGCUGUCUCGGGACAAGCCGAUCAGGAAAGGUGAGAUUAACCUUACUGACCAUUCUUCUGGAAUUAUUUCCAUAACC